This is a messenger RNA of Carlito syrichta (Philippine tarsier), 2294 nucleotides long. It is a transcript of the gene OTUD5, whose product is annotated as OTU deubiquitinase 5. The record is from RefSeq and is a predicted model, not a curated record. Gene Ontology annotation, biological process: protein deubiquitination. The coding region runs from base 182 to 1327 and encodes 381 amino acids. Gene Ontology annotation, molecular function: cysteine-type deubiquitinase activity; K63-linked deubiquitinase activity. The transcript has 9 exons. Lineage: Eukaryota; Metazoa; Chordata; Mammalia; Primates; Tarsiidae.
GGUGGGCGUGGGCGGUGCCGUAGGCGUAGGUGGAUGCUGCUCGGGACCCGGGCAUAGCAAGAGGCGACGUCAAGCUCCUGGGGUUGGUGCAGUUGGCGGGGGCAGUCCAGAACGUGAGGAGGUUGGCGCCGGCUACAAUAGUGAGGACGAGUAUGAAGCGGCUGCAGCACGCAUCGAGGCUAUGGACCCUGCCACUGUCGAGCAGCAGGAGCACUGGUUUGAAAAGGCCCUACGAGACAAGAAGGGCUUCAUCAUCAAGCAGAUGAAGGAGGACGGCGCCUGUCUUUUCCGGGCUGUAGCUGACCAGGUGUAUGGAGACCAGGAUAUGCAUGAGGUUGUGCGAAAGCACUGCAUGGACUAUCUGAUGAAGAAUGCUGAUUACUUCUCCAACUAUGUCACAGAGGACUUCACCACCUACAUUAACCGGAAGCGGAAAAACAACUGCCAUGGCAACCACAUUGAAAUGCAGGCCAUGGCGGAGAUGUACAACCGUCCUGUGGAGGUGUACCAAUACAGCACAGGUACUUCUGCAGUGGAACCCAUCAACACAUUCCAUGGGAUACAUCAAAAUGAAGAUGAACCCAUCCGAGUCAGCUACCAUCGGAAUAUCCACUAUAAUUCAGUGGUGAAUCCUAACAAGGCUACCAUUGGUGUGGGGCUGGGCCUGCCAUCAUUCAAACCAGGGUUUGCGGAGCAGUCCCUGAUGAAGAAUGCCAUUAAAACAUCAGAGGAGUCAUGGAUUGAACAGCAGAUGCUAGAAGACAAGAAACGGGCCACAGAUUGGGAGGCCACCAAUGAGGCCAUUGAGGAACAGGUGGCUCGGGAAUCCUACCUGCAGUGGCUGCGGGAUCAGGAGAAACAGGCCCGCCAGGUCCGCGGCCCCAGCCAGCCUCGGAAAGCUAGCGCCACAUGCAGUUCAGCCACAGCAGCAGCCUCCAGUGGCCUGGAGGAGUGGACCAGCCGUUCCCCACGGCAGCGGAGUUCAGCCUCAUCACCUGAGCACCCUGAGCUGCAUGCCGAGCUGGGCAUCAAGCCGCCUUCCCCAGGCACCGUCUUAGCUCUUGCCAAACCUCCUUCACCCUGUGCACCAGGUACAAGCAGUCAGUUCUCGGCAGGGGCCGACCGGGCUACUUCCCCCCUUGUGUCCCUCUAUCCUGCUCUGGAGUGCCGGGCCCUCAUUCAGCAGAUGUCCCCCUCUGCCUUUGGUCUGAAUGACUGGGAUGAUGAUGAGAUCCUAGCAUCGGUGCUGGCAGUGUCCCAACAGGAAUACCUAGACAGUAUGAAGAAAAACAAAGUGCACAGAGACCCACCCCCUGACAAGAGUUGAUGGAGACCCAGGGACUGGACACCAUCUCCCAACCCCCACCACUCCUGUCCUCCGGUGCCACCCUACCUUCUUUGGCUUUCUUCCCUCUUGCCUCCUUCCAGUCUUCCUGCUCUCCCCUUUUCCCUCCUCCCCACUUCCCUCUGGCUGACCCAUCCCUGCGCUCCCUCUCAUUGCUGCCACCAUCACCUGUCUCUCCGCCAGCUGACGUGCCCUGUUGCCCCCCCCGCACAGCACCAUCCCUGCAUUCCACAGGGGACUCGGGCAAGGGUGCCGAAGGUAGGCAAGAGGCACACAGAGACAGACCAACUGGCAGCCAGGCAGCUCCAGAGGAAAGAACAUUCAGACAGAACAAAGUCUCCCUACCCCCCAUUCCUUCUGAGAUCAGAAAAACUUGCCAACCCCCCCCCCACAACAAUGCCAGGGAGGUAGGAGGAAGAAGUGGGAAUUUUCCCUUUCCAGUACCCCAAGAAUGUCUGAGCCUUCAAUGUUGAAUUUUUUCUUUAUUAAAAUGUACUUUUAUCUUAUAAAAUCAACCAAUCAAAAUGAUAUAGACGACAGCAUUGGCUCUGUGAAGGCGGCAUCUCUGGUUUGGGGACAGGCAGGCCAUAGGGCAUGGAGGGGCACAAAGAUGUGGAUUGCUGUCUUCUGUCCUCUAGCUCCGUGGAGGUGGGCAGAGGGCUUAGGGUGUGAGCUGGGGCGCAGGGGACGGGGUUGGCAGGUGUCAGACCGACUUUGGACAAUGAGACCCUGACCUUGCUGCAUUCCUUUUGCCUCCACCACCACCACCACUAGUCUCUUUGGAAUCUUGGGGUGGGGGGGGGCAUCUUUGGGGAUCAUGGCCACCACCCAGGAUUUGAUUGUAGGGAGUGGGAGCAGCCUCGGCAGAUGGGGCACCCGUACCCUGCAGGUGUUGACAAGAUCCGCCAUCUGUAAUGUCCUUGGCACAAUAAAACCAAAUGUCAGUUUC